This is a messenger RNA of Mizuhopecten yessoensis (Yesso scallop), 4684 nucleotides long. Its product is annotated as mucin-5AC-like. The record is from RefSeq and is a predicted model, not a curated record. NCBI's taxonomy places the organism in Eukaryota, Metazoa, Mollusca, Bivalvia, Pectinida, Pectinidae. The transcript is spliced from 5 exons. The coding region runs from base 92 to 4684 and encodes 1530 amino acids.
UUGGACGAGGGCCGAAGUGCGGGUCGCUAAGGCGGAAACUAAAGAUUCAGAAAGUUGGAAUGUAACUGGGGACAAAUAAUACAGACUAAACAUGCUACCUUUUAUAUUAGUGAUUCUAGCGUCAUUAGAAUCAGUGGAAUGUCGAGGAAAGAUGAUGGAGCCAGUCCAGCGCUCAAGUUUGUGGCGGAAAGGAUACAAUACACCUCAAAACAUGGAGGACAGUGGCCUGAACUGCGGCGGGUACUGGUACCAGUGGCAGAGCAAUAAAGGUCGUUGUGGAGUAUGUGGUGAUCCAGCUGAUGUUGAUCCUAAACCGAACGAGGACAUACACCAAUACGCCAAGGGGAUUAUAGUACAGAGAUAUUUAACAAGUGACAAAUUCAUUGACGUCACUAUUGAAGUUAAGAAAAACAUGUUAGGAUAUUUUGAGUUUCGUCUUUGCCCGGAUGUAAGUGAAACAAGACCAGUAACUCAAAAAUGUCUUGAUCAACAUCCACUGGAUAUAAGUGGUCACGGGAAACGAUACAGACCGGAUAGAGAGGGAAAUAUAUUUCUAAAACUGAACAUUCCUAAGGAAGUAACUUGUGAACAUUGCGUUCUGCAGUGGAAAUGGCAUACUGCAAUGAACUGGGGAAUAUGUAAAGACAAAAGUAGCGGGCUCGGAUGUGGAGAUCAGGAGGAGUUAUAUAACUGUGCCGACAUUAGUAUCACUUCCGGUUCGUCACGUGCAGGAAUAGAUGCCCAGAUUGACUCAUUAAAGUAUACACUUCCUAGUCAGUUAUCUGAAAUCGAUACUAAUGUUGAAACGAGCAUAAACAGACAGCCCAGCGUGAAUACGAAUACGGAGGUUCAGAUGAAAAUCGAAAACUUUAAAAUUAAUCCUGACACAACCUUGAAAACAGAAACAAAACCAACAAUUAUCAAUCAGCAGAUUGCCACAACGACGGGUGAACCCGCACCUUUAGUUACAAAUAAACUUAUCAAUCAGCAGAUUGCUACAACGACGGGUGAACCCGCACCUUUAGUUACAAAUAAACUUAUCAAUCAGCAGAUUACCCCAACGACGGGUGAACCCGCACCAUUAGUUACAAAUAAACUUAUCAAUCAGCAGAUUACCACAACGACGGAUGAACCAGCACCUUUAGUUACAAAUAAACCAAGUUCAGCUGCAUUUGAAAGUAGUCCUUCUCUUGAACUUUCUCCAGAUCCCAAACCGGCCGUUGUUUUUACCGGAACCUACUCGACCAUUGGGGAUAUGAACAGCACGUCAACGGAGGGGAAACACGUGAAUUUGCCAGACAGUACGUUAGUAGGUAGUACAGGAUCAUAUAGUAAUACAGUACCUUCUGACAAACCAACACCUGUAAAAUACGUGACUGUCACAGAACCGGCGAUUGUAGAGUCAACAUCCGCUGGGAGUGUCAGUCCAAUUUUCGAAUUCAAUGACAAAAUACCUGCCGAUAAAAUGGCGAACAGGAUGGCGAACUCUCAAGUUCAGGUGCAAAAGGAUAUGGACCCUUCCUUUACCGCGCCUCCAGUCAACAUCCAGGCAGAUCCCGCUGCCAAGACGACUGGAUCCGCUGACAUAAUUCAACUUCCGUUUGUUGGUGACACAACACGUCCUGCUGAGAAAAACAAUCAAUCAGAGAGUGGUAUGAAUGGGGCUAACAUGAAACAAAAAACUGCGCAGGGUCGUACAGUGAGAAGUGUAAUACAAAGAACAACGUCCAGUAGUAGACCGUCAGAUGGCUGGACACCGUUAAUGGACAGUGAUAUGGGAUCUGGUCCCGCUGGUAUCCAUAGUAACAAUCGACCGGCGGGACCUAACAGACAGAAGCAGGCACCCGGAGGUAACAUUAUUCCAGGGGACCAGGCUUUUAGCGUAGGCAUGCCGUCUAGUUUCAAUAAAAAUUCUGGACGGGUUGGCAGUACCUCGCUCUGGCAAGGAGCCAUGUCUAAUAAUCAAGGGGAAGUUGGAGGUGUAUCGCUUUCGUCUACUUCACGUCUUGCGAUGGUAAAAAAAUCUAAAGUUAAUCCAGUUGCAAACAAAAUGGUGAACUCUAACUCGAAUAACCAAUAUGACCGCAGCAAGGCUUCUGGAUUUACUGUUAAUGCUCCAAAUACCAAACAGUCUACACCUUCACAAAAGCUUGGAGAGGCAUUGGGCAAAGAUGGACGAGCUACUUUUAUGCCAAAUAUGAAUAAUAACGAUGCUAGAAGGAUUUCGGAACAACAAAAUAUUAACUCGGUACAAGCAAAUACUAACAACAACAACAACAACAACAACAACAAUAGUAACGUUGGCGGUUUAAGCCAAGGAAGAAACUCAAUGUCACCAUUUAGCAAUUUCGAUGGUCAAUCUGUACCUUUACGUAAUUCUGGUUCCACCCUGGGAUCGCAGUACCGAGGCAAUAGUUUAUCAAGCUUUUCGACACCAAAUAUGGGAUCAGAUGGAUCCAUCCUUCUACAAACUAUUCCAUCAGAUACUGUUAUCGACGCCGUCGCUGGAAACACGUUAUCUGCACAGGGAACAUUGGCAUCUGCAAGAUACCUUGAACAGGCCCGUCAGUCCGAACGGUAUACUCCUCCCCCGCCAAGUACACCUCGGCCGGGUCCUGUGGCUACUAAGCUUCUGACACGCCACCCUGGUCUUAAUGAAAUGAAUCAUUUUGGCUCGAUGCUGGCGUCAGCUGUAAUAGUCGAUCCUAUACCGGAUACAACUACCACAACAACUCAGCCGACAACCACAACUACGCCAACCACAACAACGCCAACCACAACUACGCCAACCACCACCACGAUAACUCCCGCCCCAACAACUACCACUACCGAGGCUACUACUACAACUACAACCGAACCUACAACUACCACAGAACCUACAACCACAACAACUGCCGAACCGACUACCACGCAACCGACCAGUACAGUAGAACCAAAUCUUAGUUUACGUCUGGGAAUGGGACUUCCGGCAGGUUUCGUGGUAAACAACCCAACAGAAACAACAACGACGACACAAACACCAACAACUACUUCACAGAUACCUAUGGAGUCAUCCAGUGUAACAGCUGCAGCAAAUACAGAUGCUGAUCUGUCAGGAAUACUGAGAGAAAUAAUGGCGAUGGCAAACCGUGUGUCGGCACUGGCUAAGAGCACACAGCAGACUGGAGCUGAUGUUCUUGCACAGAACAUAAAAGCGAUGGCUGAAACAGCAGCUAAUACCAAUAUGCAGAUGAAACCGGAAAUGCCAAUACCUACAACGAUGAAACAAGACACCACACAACUUGCAGAGGAGGUCACUACUCAGCAACAAGCCAUUACAAUACGUAAGGUUGUCGGCACAACAAUAAAAGCACAAACAAAAGCUGAUGCACUCAUUACAAACCGCGUGAGCGAUAUUUUGCCUGAAGCACAAAAGUCCACAGCGGCUACUUCUAUUGUGACGGAACCAUCAGUCACCGAACCUGCUGUCAUAGUAACGGAACCUUCAACUAUUGUCACCGAGCCAACAACUGUUGUUACGGAACCUCCUGUUGUUGACACUGAGCCUGCUGUCGUAGUUACGGAACCGACAACUGUUGUUACGGAACCUCCUGUUGUUGACACUGAGCCUGCUGUUGUAAUAACGGAACCUUCAACUGUUAUUACCAAUCUUUCAGUUGUAGCUGAACAGGCAACCUCCAGACCUCUUGUCCCUAUGACAACUCCGUAUAUGCCAAUCAAUCCAUUCACAACCGGAGCAGACCCGUUCUUUAUCCCACAAACAACAGUUAACCCAUGGAAUACGUUCGGACAGAACGCUCAAAAUCAACAAUAUGCCAUCGACGGUUUUGGUGCUGGUACCGAUGUCUCUGGUACCAAUCCACAGGUCGUAGAAAUGAAUCCACAUUUAGGAGGCACUGCUGGUCUUGAUGCAGGCUAUGUUAAUCCUGAUUUAGUAUCUGCUGAUUCCGUUUCCGGUGCAUCAGGGCAGCCUGCAGGUAUGACUGGCAUGAACAAUCCAGCGUCUAUGAUAAAUGCACUGACAUCAAUGCAGGCGGGUGGAGGAGGUAAUACCAAUAUCCUCUUAGCAAAUAUGUUUAGAAUUCUGUCUGAUCUUAUGACUCAAACGAGUGCACAAGCAGUAAACAUGGGCGGGUCUAUGCAACCCGCAAUACCAAACGUAGAAUCUACUGUCACUAGAUCAUCCCAGUCGGGCGAUCAGAUCCCGACGGAUUCACAGACGAUCGUUGUAGAUCCAAGUACGGUUAGUGUGGAUAUGUCUCAGUACUUCACCGGUUCGGGCGAUCAAGGCACCCAGCCUUCUGACGCUACAGGCGGCUUUACUCUAACGACACAAGCAGUACCAGUAACAACCACAACAAUUUCAUCUACAACAACAACAACUCCAACGACAACUACAACAACUCAAAUGCCAACCUACGACGACAACUCAAAAGACAACUACGACAACUCCAACGACAACUACAACGACACCAACGACAACUACAACGACACCAACGACAACUACAACAACUCCAACGACAACUACAACGACACCAACGACAACUACGACAAUUCCAACGACAACAACAACAACUCCAACAACUACUACGACUCCUACCACUACGACCACCACUACUCCUGUACCAACCACGCAAACCACUACGCCAAUUCCCGUCACCGACGCUUUCUUAAUCGGACUUAG